Molecule: messenger RNA, 3069 nt
Organism: Callithrix jacchus (white-tufted-ear marmoset)
Lineage: Eukaryota; Metazoa; Chordata; Mammalia; Primates; Cebidae
Gene: ADAT3
Product: adenosine deaminase tRNA specific 3
Cellular component (GO): cytoplasm; nucleus
Molecular function (GO): tRNA-specific adenosine-34 deaminase activity
Source: RefSeq, a predicted model, not a curated record
GGCUCCAGGCGGAGACGAGGCGGGGCAGGCCGGUUGCUAAGACUUGGCGAAGCGCAACGCUCGCGCCCGCGUCCCUCAGUCAGCCUCGCUGAGGAUGGAGCCCGCCCCGGGCCUCCUGGAGCAGCCCCAGCGCACGGAGGCCGGGAGCCCGGAGCCUGAGCCCACAUCGUGGCAGGUCCUCCCAGUCCUGUCCGAGCAGCAGGCGGGGGACGUGGAGCUGGUGCUGGCCUACGCCGCGCCCGUCCUGGACAAGCGCCAGACCUCUCGCCUCCUGAAGGAGGUGUCGGCCCUGCACCCGCUCCCGGCCCAGCCUCACCUCAAGCGGGUGCGGCCCAGCCACGACGCCAGCUGCCCCCACGCCCUGGAGAUGCUGCUGUGCCUGGCCGGGCCGGCCUCCGGCCCACGCUCGCUGGCCGAGCUCCUCCCACGGCCGGCUGUGGACCCCCGUGGCCUGGGGCAGCCCUUCCUGGUGCCCGUGCCUGCCCGGCCACCUCUGACCAGGAGCCAGUUCGAGGAGGCGCGCGCCCACUGGCCCACAUCCUUCCAUGAGGACAAGCAGGUGACCAGUGCCCUGGCCGGGCAGCUCUUCUCCACACAGGAGCGCGCCGCCAUGCAGAGCCACAUGGAGCGUGCGGUGCGGGCGGCCCGGUGGGCAGAAGCACGGGGCCUGCGGGCUGUGGGGGCCGUGGUGGUGGACCCGGCCUCGGACCAUGUGCUGGCCACCGCCCACGACUGCAGCAGCGCCGCCAGCCCCCUCCUGCACGCCGUCAUGGUGUGCGUGGACCUCGUGGCACACGGCCAGGGCCGGGGCACCUACGACUUCGCACCCUUCCCCGCCUGCUCCUUCUCCCCGGCCACCGCCCCCCACGGCGUCUGCGCAGGUGGUGUGCGCAAACUGGACACGGAUGAGGAUGGCCUCCCCUAUGUGUGCACCGGCUACGACCUGUACGUGACCCGUGAGCCCUGCGCCAUGUGCGCCAUGGCCCUGGUGCACUCGCGCAUACUGCGCGUUUUCUAUGGCGCCCCCUCGCCCGACGGCGCCCUGGGCACCCGCUUCCGCAUCCACGCGCGGCCUGACCUCAACCACCGCUUCCAGGUGUUCCGCGGCGUGCUGGAGGAACAGUGCCUCCGGCUGGACCCCGACACGUAGGCACUGCCCUCCUGCCUCCGGACCUUCGUGCUCCCUGCAUGGGGCACCUCUCCUGCACUUCCUGGGCCUCGACCUCCUUGGCGCAAGCCUUUCUGUGGAUUUUAAGGACACACUGCCUCCGGCGGGGACCCCGAGGGCUGCCUUCCGUGUUGAGCUGCGGCGUGAGCUUUCCUGGCUUAGUCCUUGGCUCACCCCCACACUGUCCUGUGGAGAUCUCCAUGGGUGCCCUCGCUGCCUUUGUGUCCCCUCUGUCUCUCGGGCUAGGAAACAGCUCUAACGGGAAAAUAAACAGCCUAUAACCAAGUGGGUGUCUGUUGACUGGCGUGUGCCUUGGUGGCCAGGUUCCCUCGUGGGGUGAGGUCUGUACAGGGCCUGGUGGCCAACUGGAGGGAGCCUGCUGAGCCGCCGCGUGGUCCGAGCCCUCCACUGGUUCCUGGUAGGACAGGGCCCCCAGCUGCUGCCUCCUUGCCCGCUUCUGGAGCCCCGGUGGUUCCGGGAGUGCCCGGGCCUGAUACUUGGACACUAGGCGUCGCCCACAGGCCACCGACCUGAAGGAGGGACCCUGGCAUUUAGUGUCCUACACAAGUGGCAACGGGGGACCCCAAAGGGCUGAUGCCAGCCUGUCACAGCACAGUGACUGGAGCCGAGUUUGCAGAACGUGAAGCAGGACCUGUGUGUCCACCUGGUGGCAUCUGUCACAUGACCACGAGGGUGCCGCUCAGCCCCCACACAGGCCUGCCCUGAUCCCCUAGCCCGUGGGGGAGGGGUGUGGCAGGCGGGGACUGCGUGGGGAGCUAGUGCAGCGGACAGAACGCGCGGCUGACCAGGAGACCGCCAGACCUGCAGUGGGGGACCCCGUGCCUGGGGCUGGGACCGAGGUGGGCUGAUGUGGCCGGAGCCACAGCAUGGAGGUGGGAGCUGCAGAGGCAUGCCCGGUGGUGGGGGCAGUGGUUGGUCCUCCUCCAUGCUUGGUGCUCAGGGCUCAGCUCCUUCCCCUGAGGGGCAGGAAGGCAGAAAGGAGGGAGGGGGGGCUGGGAGGUAGAAAGAGGACAGAAUGUGCUGUCCCAAGAGCCUGGGGCGCCCCAACCCCGGUGACACCUCCCCGGAUGGGUUGUGUGUGGAGGCCUUAGUUCCUCUGCGCCUCCUCUCCUGGUCUGUGGGCGGGAGGCAGCUCCAGCCCGUGCCCGCCCCCUCGGGCCUGCUCCCUGCCAGGAUCUGGGAUGGUUCCAACCGUGAUGGGCUGUGAUGGGCAUUUCCCUGCUGGCCUGGCCCACCUCCCAAUGGCAGGCCUGCCACCAGGACCACGGAAGCAGCUAGAUCACUCUGUGGUGCGUGGCUGGCAGGCUGGGUCAGGCUGCUCUGGUGCGUCUGCUUGUGGGAUUCCCUUUCAGAAAGGCCAUGUGCCACUUGGAUGCGAUGGGGUCCUAGGCCCUGCGACGUUCACGGGGUGAAAACCAUAGCCCAGACAGGCAGUGUGACUGGCCUGAGGGCACACAGCAGUGAGCUGGCACCUGGUUCUGUUACUCGCUGGGAAGUCAGGCCGUGCAGCACUUAUCCCUUGUGGGCUGAAGCUGGGAUUUGGGGCACGUGGGGGCCUAGGACAGCAGGGGAGGGGCAUCCUGGCUGGGGCGGUAGGUGGGAGGGCUGCAGCCGGCCCUUCCCCUUUUGCCAGCAAGGAUGGUGCACACUCGAGGCGAGUGGAGGGAACCCGUGGGGUGACAUAUAGGGUCAGGUCAGGCCUGUGGCAUCUGCACAGCCCACUGCUCUGCCCAGAGUACAGGGCACAGUGAGGGGCUCUCCAGCCACGGUGGGUGGUUAACGCCCUGCCCAGGGCGACCUGUGAUUCUCUGACUGUCACUGUCUAUUUCCAGGUGGCUGCAGGCUUCAGCCGGCGCCGGUCGGCGAAGAAGAGAUGUCAG